GAAAUACUGUAGGUAAAUCAAUCACUUCGAAAUACUUCCCUAGUAAUCAAAGGCCAACAAUGCAGAUCAAAGUUUAUGAGAUUCAGGUUAUCAAUGAAGUUUCUUUGGCGAUUGGAAAUUCUCUCAAGCUUUUAACAUCGAAAUCUGGUUCACUGAGAGGAUUAUUGAUACAAUGCGCUUCAACAUCAGAUAUAAAUAACAUUAUUAUCAGCUAA
Funneliformis caledonium is the source of this 215-nucleotide messenger RNA. The record is from the annotation of a GenBank genome assembly. NCBI's taxonomy places the organism in Eukaryota, Fungi, Glomeromycota, Glomeromycetes, Glomerales, Glomeraceae.